AUAAUUAUUUUUAUUAUAAUAAAAAUGAUAAAUUUAUUUAAUGCUAAAUAUAACAAGUUUUCCUUAAGGAAGAAGCUUAUUCCACGUCACCGAUUACAUAAGCAAAAGUGCCAAUUAGCCGAACUGAACGUGCUAGAAGCUAGACUCUAGAAUGUUCUCGCUUACGGUUGCAGGCAAAAUAUGACCGGAAAGUACUAGAACACCCCUGACCCUUCCCUGUAACUGCUAUAAAUACCCCUCUCCACAUUCUGCCUCUCCGUAACAUCAUCAAGUAAAAAACAAUCAAAGCAGAAUCUAAUUUAGCAGCUCUAUAUACUGUGAUAUACUGCCACCAUCUUUGUGCCGUUCAAAAUGUCGAUGAUCCCAAGUUUCUUUGGCAACCGAAGGAGCAGCAUCUUCGAUCCUUUCUCUCUUGACGUUUGGGACCCUUUAAAGGAUUUCCCUUUUCCUUCCCCUUCCUUCCCUCGCGAUGAAAACUCUGCUUUUGUUAACACUCGCAUCGACUGGAAGGAAACCCCAGAAGCCCAUGUCUUCAAGGCCGAUCUUCCUGGCCUCAGAAAAGAGGAAGUGAAGGUCCAGAUUGAAGAUGAUAGAGUUCUCCAAAUCAGCGGGGAGAGGAAUGUCGAGAAGGAAGACAAGAACGAUACUUGGCAUCGCGUGGAGAGGAGCAGUGGCAAAUUCUCGAGGAGGUUUAGGCUGCCUGAAAAUACCAAGAUGAAUCAGGUCAAGGCUUCUAUGGAAAAUGGGGUUCUCACGGUGACCGUGCCCAAGGAAGAAGCAGUCAAGAAACCUGAAGUCAAGAGCAUUGAAAUCUCUGGUUGAGAUUUGAUUUCUCUAUUUUGGUGUCGAUGCGUUAUUAUUAGGAUAAAAGAGUAGUACUACGUUUGCUAUCUGCCUUGAAAAACAUGUUAUGUUUAUGUUCCUGUUGUGUAGGUCGAGGUGUGUGGUGAUGGGUUACUUGUGCUGUGCUGAUAAAUAACCGAAAUUAACUUGUAUUUUCUGUGACAUUAGUUACGUGGCUGUGCUGGUGAUGUUUGAUCUGUACAAUGUUUUAUACAUUACUAACUGAGAUGCUUGAUUCCCAUGAGAAA
Molecule: messenger RNA, 1091 nt
Organism: Populus trichocarpa (black cottonwood)
Lineage: Eukaryota; Viridiplantae; Streptophyta; Magnoliopsida; Malpighiales; Salicaceae
Product: 17.5 kDa class I heat shock protein
Exons: 1
Coding region: 352-822 (156 amino acids)
Biological process (GO): response to heat; protein complex oligomerization; protein folding
Source: RefSeq, a predicted model, not a curated record